This is a messenger RNA of Triticum dicoccoides, 1520 nucleotides long. RefSeq names its product NAC domain-containing protein 92-like. Gene Ontology annotation, molecular function: DNA binding. NCBI's taxonomy places the organism in Eukaryota, Viridiplantae, Streptophyta, Magnoliopsida, Poales, Poaceae. The transcript has 3 exons. Bases 100 to 1164 code for a protein of 354 amino acids. The record is from RefSeq and is a predicted model, not a curated record. Gene Ontology annotation, biological process: regulation of DNA-templated transcription.
ACAAUCACCUCUCCACAUAUCUAGUCCUCCUCAGCCCCCGCUCCCAUCAAGUUCUUCCACAGCGUAGCAAGGCAGUAGAUCCGAGAGGGUGCCGCCGCGAUGUCCGACGUGACGGCGGUGAUGGAUCUGGAGGUGGAGGAGCCGAAGCUGGCGCUUCCACCGGGCUUCCGGUUCCACCCCAUCGACGAAGAGGUGGUCACCCACUACCUCACCCGCAAGGUCCUCCGCGAAUCCUUUUCCUGCCAAGUGAUCGCCGACGUCGACCUCAACAAGACCGAGCCGUGGGAUCUCCCCGGGAAGGCGAAGAUGGGCGAGAAGGAGUGGUUCUUUUUCGUGCACAAGGGCCGGAAGUACCCGACGGGGACGCGCACCAACCGCGCGACGGAGAAGGGGUACUGGAAGGCGACGGGGAAGGAUAAGGAGAUCUUUCGCGGCAAGGGCCGGGACGCCGUCCUCGUCGGCAUGAAGAAGACGCUCGUCUUCUACACCGGCCGCGCACCCAGCGGCGGGAAGACGCCGUGGGUGAUGCACGAGUACCGCCUCGAGGGCGAGCUGCCCCAUCGCCUUCCCCGCACCGCCAAGGACGAUUGGGCUGUUUGCCGGGUGUUCAACAAAGACUUGGCGGCGAAGAAUGCUCCGCAAAUGGCGCCGGCGGCCGGCGGGGCCAUGGAGGACCCGCUCGCCUUCCUCGAUGACUUGCUCAUCGACACCGACCUCAACCUGUUCGACGACGCGGACCUGCCGAUGCUCAUGGACUCUCCGUCUGGCGCUGACGACUUCGCCGGCGCUUCGAGCUCCACCUCCAGCGCCGCCCUGCCGCUCGAGCCGGACGCGGAGCAUUUGACUAUCAAGAUGGAGCCGCCGCCGCAGCAGCAGCAGCAGAUGCAGAGCCCAGACUACUUCAUGCCGGCGACGGCCAACGGCAAUCUUGGCGGUGCCGGGUACUCAACCUACCAGGCUGUGGUGGACCAGCAGGCCGCGAUCCGCAUGUACUGCAAGCCGAAGGCGGAGGUAUCGUCUUCGUCGGCGCUGGGCUUGGACAUGGGGGCGCUCGCCGGCGCGGACACCUCGUUCCUGAUGCCGUCGUCGCGGUCGUGCCUCGAUCUGGAGGAGCUGUUCCGGGGCGAGGCUCUCAUGGACUACUCCGACAUGUGGAAGAUCUGAUUGAAUCCAUCCAUCUAUUCGCUGGAUUGGAGCGUCUCAGUUUGCUGGUAGCUAUAGAUGGUUAUUUGGUUGAUGCAUGCUAGCUCUUCGACUGAUUAGUUGCUUCGUUAACUUUCGAUUAACCGCAAAAAAAAACUUUCGAUUAAGGAUUGAGUUCAUUAGGCGGUGGUGAUUCGAGGAGGAUCGUCGGGUGUUUGCUGAUGCGUGCAGGCAUAAUGAUGGCCUGUGAGUGGAGAGAGUGCUGAUUAAUCUUUAGGGUGUGUAGUUUGUACAUAGGUACCUGAUUGCCAGCAUACAGUUUAGCGAUUAAGGGAUGAACCCGAUCGUGUUGGUCGAUAAAUCUGAUUGCGUGUUGA